AUGGCGACAAUCACAUUGACAGCCAACGAGGUGAGCGCGCAGAGGGGGGACAUUGCGACUCGCCUUCUAAAUGGCACGCUGCAUGCCGAGUACCCGGACAUCGACGAGUUCAUCACAAUUGAUCGCCUACUCAAGUCCCAUGCAUCUCAGCCGGAUGAGGCGAAACGGCCACUGAUAUGCUUCCCAGUCCGGGGACCAGACGACUUUGAAGAGCAUACGGCUAGUGACCUCGACCGUCAUACAGAUACUGCCGUUCGCUAUUACAUGCAGCAAGGGCUUCCACCCGCGGUAGAUAGAAUCCAUGACUUGUAUGUAUCGAAUUUGGCUGAUUAUGUUGCUCAGGACCCUAGUCUGGAACAAGCACCUGUUGUUGCUCUUCUUGCCGGAUCCAGUUUUGAGGCUGUACUGACCUUCUUGGCGCUAAAUCGUCUUGGAUAUGCUGUCCUCUUUCUGUCAACACGUCUCACAGCUUCCGCGCUUUCACGGCUAAUGGAUAUGGUGAAAUCAAACGAAUUGAUCAAUUCAAGCCCGUAUCAGCAGACCGUAAACGAUAUUUGCACGGAGCGUCCUGGUUGUAGAAGCUUCAAUCUACUGCAGCGAGAGCACUGGUUCAAUAAAUCCGUCCAAUUACCUCUACUUGAACGACAAGGUGUCAAUCCGUCGCGAGAGGGAAACAAGUUUUGCUGGAUACUACACUCUUCUGGCAGCACAGGCUUCCCAAAGCCGAUCUAUCUGACCAACCUCCAGACUCUGGCGAAUUUCCGCAAGAGUUUCGGCUUACGCCUCUUUACUAUCAGUCCACUCUUUCACUCUCAAGCCCUCAUGGAACUAGGACGGGCUAUGUAUACCAGGGCUCCAUCAUAUCUCGGCAACCAUUCUCUGCCAGUGACAUAUCAAAAUCUCCUCGACGCCUUGAAGGCUUCGCAACCAGAGCAAUUCACCGCUGUGCCAUAUGUCAUAAAUCUCCUAGCAGAAAAGCCCGAGGGUGUUCAGGCGCUUGCCAAACCGAAGAUUGUUUUAUAUGGUGGUUCCAGCUGCCCGGAUGACCUUGGGGAUCGCCUUGUUGCACAAGGGGUCAAUCUGGUUGGCAACUACGGUGCGACAGAAACAGGCCAGAUCAUGACUUCUUUCCGGCCUCCGGGUGAUACUGAGUGGCAGUAUAUGCGACUACAUCGCCCUAUGGCAGACCAAACUUUGAUGGAUGAAAUAUCGCCAGGGGUUUUUGAAUGCGUUGCCCUCGAUGGAAUGCCGAGUAAGGGCCCAUCAAACUCAAAGCCACCUUAUAGUGCCAAAAAUCCGGAGAACAGUUUCCGGACAGCGGAUUUGUUUACAAGACAUCCUGAUCCGAAAAAGAGCAAUUAUUACAAGUACUUGAGUCGACUGGAUGAUAGAAUUACGCUAGUCAAUGGAGAAAAGGUGCUGCCUAUUGCCAUUGAAGGCCGAAUCAGAGAGGACCCCCUUGUGGGCGAGUGUGUUGUUUUUGGGUUUCAGCGAUCAGCACCUGGGGCUUUGAUCUUUCGUGCUGCCGACAAGGCGCCAGAGUUGAGUGACGAAGAAUUCUUGGCAGCCAUCUGGCCAUCUGUUGAGGUUGCCAAUUCUCGAGCUGAGACAUUCUCUCGGAUCCCGAAGGAAUUGACCGUGGUCAAGAGUGCCGAUGUGGCGUACGCAAGAACGGACAAGGGGACGUUCAUUCGAGCCCAGGUCUACCAGCAGUUUGCCGACGAUAUCGAGCAAGUUUACGCCAAAUUCGAAAGCAGCCAACAAGGGCAAGGGACUCUAGCGUUGACUGCACCGGAAUUAGAAGAUUGGCUGCUAUCGAGAUUUCGCAAUGAUCUAGGAGUUUCCCUGGCAAGCGCUGAGAGCGACAUAUUUUCAGCUGGUGUCGACAGCUUGCAGACAAUGCAGAUGUGGAGGUAUAUUGUUCGCGACCUUGAUCUUGGAGAGCAUAGCGACCAAGUGUCGCAAAAUAUUGUCUUUGAGAAGGGGACCAUUGGGGCACUUGCGAAAUAUCUCUAUCAACUACGCACAGGCCAAGAGCUUGAAGAAGAGGAUGAGUUACAAGUCAUGAAAGAAUUGAUCGAAAAGUAUUCACAAUUCACUCAACACUACUCGACGACUACACAGAGCCCUGAGAAAGAAGUCGUGGUCGUGACCGGCGCGACAGGCAACUUGGGGGCUUUUAUCGUUGCCAAACUCCUCAAAAAACCGACCGUCUCAGAAGUAUGGACACUUGUACGCGCACCUGGACAAGCAGCAGCAGGGGCACGUUUAUACAAAGCACUGGCAGACCGAAAUAUUGCUCUAACUGACGACGAAGCUGCCAAGCUUCAAGCAAUUCCAAGUGACUUGUCACAACCCAACCUAGGUCUAGAAAACCACAUUAUUCAACACUUGUUGUCAUCCGUGACAGCAAUUAUUCACAGCGCCUGGGCAGUCAACUUCAACCUGGGUGUGAGAUCCUUUGAGCAGCAGCAUAUUCGAGGCACCUACAACCUUAUCAACUUUUGUUUGCGGUCCAACUUACCAGCUCCCGCGCGGUUCUUCUUCUGCUCCAGUAUCAGCGCCGCAAGUGGUACUCCUAAGCCAGCCGUGAUACCCGAACAAAUAAUCGAGAACUUGGGACAUGCACAAGGCAUGGGAUACGGGCGGUCGAAGCUGGUCACGGAACAUAUCACCCGUAAUGCCAUGCGUCAAACCGGGAUGCACGCGAGAGUGUUGAGGAUUGGCCAGCUUGCUGGUGAUACCGUUAGCGCACAGUGGAAUGACACCGAAGCCGUGGCACUCAUGUUUCGCAGUGCGUUGACAACAAAUGCACUCCCAGAACUGGAUGAGCGAGUGAGCUGGUUGCCUGUUGACCAGUGCGGCCAGGCAGUUGCAGACAUGGCCACGAAUGCUACCUCGGCCUCUUCAGAUGUCGAUCUUGUAUAUCAUUUAGUCAACCCACACAUGUUCAGCUGGAAACAUGACUUGCUCCCGGCUCUUAGAAGGGGCUCGGCCUUGCCAGAGUUUGACAUUGUACCACCGCAAAAGUGGCUUGAAAGACUGGCAAACAGUGAUCAGAAUCCGGAGAAGAACCCGAGCAUCAAGCUUAUCGAUUUCUGGCGAUCAAAGUACGCUAGUUAUGGUAAGGAGAAGGUCGAGGCCUCGGCAGAACCAGAGAAACGAGAGCCUGCUGCUGGUCUGGCCUUUAAGACGGAACGCACAACCCAAGACUGUCCCUCACUGGCUCUGGUAGAGAAUCCCGUUGACCAGGGAUUGGCUCAACGGUAUAUUGAGUCUUGGAUGCAGCACGCCAUGGCUGAACACGACCAUCCACCGCGCGAGAGCACCGAUGGCUCGAUUCACCAGAUAUCCGAUCUGGUGCCAGCAGAUGGCUCGUCAUUCCGACCGCCGAACGCUGGCCAACAAAUGACAAACCCCAAUGUGUUCUCAGACGAUUAUUCAAUCGACUACUCCCCAGACUCGCCUCUCUUCUCCCACCGACGCUCUCUCUCCCUACGUUCCACCAACUCUUCCUCGACCAUAGGCCCCAGGCGAUCUGAUGGAGCCACUGCGACUUCCGACUACAACAUGCAGCUGAUGCUGUUAGAACAACAGAACAAACGACGUCUGUUGAUGGCCCGCCAGCAACUUGGCCAAUCCACGAGUCGCCUUUCACUGGCUCAAUCUCAUGUCUCAACACCUGGAGACGAAAUCACCCCAGAUCCAUUUGCCGAUCAGCCGACUUCGUCGCAUUCGCAGAACGACAUCGAUCGUCGCUCAAGCAUUCGGAAAGAUGUCACGGCUUUCCAUCGUCGAUCCGCGCUUUCGACCACGUCCACAAGGUCGGGAUAUCACGACAUUCCUAGAGAAAUGAGUCCGUAUCAAGGUGCAACUGGACCCAGCCACCCAUACGGAAUGUAUCCUCAGAUUGGGGUGAGUCGUUCGGCAAGUGUCGCGACGGCAUCAACAACGAGACCGGAUGCUCCCUUGCAAGGCCCGACUGCUCCGUCCCAUCCUUACGGCAUGUAUCCUCAGAACAUAGAUUACGAAGAGGAUAUUGGUGACCGACCAAUCCCCAUGGGAUUUCCCGCCAAUGGUAUGCAAAAUUCGCAGGAGUCAACUCACGCAGAUGAAGUGGGUGAUAUUGUCGGACCAGAUGGUCAUUUAGAACAGCUACCUCCAUACACACGCUAUCCGGACGGUAUAGUCAGAAGGGCGGGGCGGGGUCCUGCCAGUAUUGCAAGUGCCAUGCGAGAGCCGAGACAGAGUUACCACGACGAACCUGUGUCGCGUUCGGAUGUGUCCUCCCGGACGCUGGUCAAUGCCGAAUCGUCAGAGCCACUCCGUCCAUCUAUCGAGCGAUCCAGUCGUUCAUCCACCGUGAUACCAUUUGAUGAAAAAUUACGCCAAAGAGGUCAACGCAGAUGCUGUGGUGCUCCACUCUGGCUUCUGGCUAUAUUAGGUCUAGGAGUUCUGAUUGGUGGUUUAAUCGGCGGUGUUAUUGGGGGUGUUUUAGGCGAACGCGCUGCUGAGCGGCGAUCACGAGAAGCUGCGGCUGCCAGGCAUUCAGCAACAGCAAUAUCAAAGCCACCUCCGAGUCCUGCUGUUGUGACCAUUACUGAAACCACCGAUGUAUCCCCAUACUCAGUCACUCCCACGGGAAUCCCCAGCUUACCCACGGGCAAGUAUCAAAUUCCUUGGACGGUAAAGAAUACAUCGAAAUUUUGUAUUGGCAGCUCCAACGAAUUGCAGGCCUGGAGCUGUCAUGUUUUCGAUCCGCUUGCUAUCCAAGUUAUGGGAUCGAUUGAGCAGGGCUCCAUGUCGAUUGACUCGCCGUCGUUCGACAACAGCCACUUUUCUUACGGAGCUCAACUGCCAUUCGACAUCAGCCCGCCACAACAAGAGCUCCGGAUGAUGAAGGACAAAGACGACGUUGGUUUCGGACCUGCCUUGUAUUUCACCACCCUGUUCAAUAAACUUGUCAUUGUCGAAGAACAGCAGAUCUCAAUGUCGAAGCGGUCCGUUGAUGACGAUUUUCUCAACAAUGGAUGGAUCCAACAAUCGAACAGCGCUUCUCCGGGGGACAAGCCGUGGUACUGUUGGUGGAAUCAGACCCAAAUUGAAAUUUUUAUUUACGUCAACGAGACCCAGGGUGAAGGCACCACAUCGCCUGCUGCUCCCGGAGCCGUAACCACCACCGCACCACAGUCAACAACCACGUCAGGACCCCAGAAGCGAAGUUUAUUUGGUCGGAAGAACGUGAUUCCAGAAAACUACCCGAGGAGGACCAAAAUCAAGGAGAACCGGGUCAUUCCAGAUGCACCGCAGGCCUAUUGUCAACAAAUGCAAGUCAACCCAGACAACUCGAUCACUCCUAUCCCCAAUAACCUCGUUGAAAUCAACGAGAGCAAAUCCAAUGCCGGGUCUUCUAAGAGAGACAAGCUCUACGCGCGUGGAGAUUAUCAAACUAUGAUGCAUCCGAUUCUUGGCCUCUCCCGGUUGGGCUUGGCUACUUCUUCUUCUACUACUGCUGUUGCUGCUACUGCUGGCCGUCGAAUCUCAAGUCUAACGAGAUUGAACCCCCUCCUCUCUACGGUACGUGUGGACCGUUAUGGAGGGGGAAUUUCGCAGACACGUCCAAUAUCGUUUGGCCGUGAUGGUAACUACAAAGAGAAGAAGCAUGGAAAUGACGAUUUGCCUGCUUCUGCCCAGACUCGUGAGCUGGAGCAUCCCGGCCCCCCACCGCCAAAUACCAGCGAAAUAUCACCAAACACGGGCGCCACCCUGCGAAGCGAACAGCAGGUCGAUCCGGAUCUAGUCCGGCGUGCGGAGCGUACGCACCGGCAUCAGGAACAGCAAAAGCAGCAGCAGCAGCAGCAGCAGCAUCAGCAGCAAGAAAGUGAGAAAGAAAGAGCCAGACAGGAUGUGUCUACGGGGGCAAGACCGACGAUGAAAGGUGGGUAUGUGAAAGAUAGUAUGCCGGAGGGAGUCAGGCGACAUAAUGAGGAGAUGGCAAGGAGAUAUGAUCGUGCGUAUAAUCAGAUUGGGGAUGAGAGUGGUGUGAGUAAAGGGUUUUGGCAGAAGGAUGAAGAGUUGGCUGGAGAGAGAGGUUGA
Messenger RNA from Talaromyces rugulosus, 6096 nucleotides. RefSeq lists its product as uncharacterized. The record is from RefSeq and is a predicted model, not a curated record. The coding region runs from base 1 to 6096 and encodes 2031 amino acids. The transcript has 4 exons. Lineage: Eukaryota; Fungi; Ascomycota; Eurotiomycetes; Eurotiales; Trichocomaceae.